AUGUUCACCAGCCUCAAUAGAAGCAACGCCACCGAUUUCUCGGUUUUCAAUGGACUGCUACCGGCAGACAAUACACUGGGGGCAUCCACAGGCACUGGAUAUUUUGAUGUGUUGAAGCAAGUCAGCCGAAACCACAAUGACCUUGUGUACCUAGAACGUCUUUGGGCGGCAUGGUAUCUCUUUAUACAGAACGAUACGUACGCAACCGGUAUCUUAACCUUUGUCCUUCACGAAGUGUUUUAUUUCGGCCGAUGCAUUCCAUUCAUGAUACUCGACAUGAUCCCAUACUUUCACAAAUACAAGAUCCAAGCCCAAAAGAUGCCAACCCUCAAGGAACAGUGGAACUGCGCCAUGCUGGUUCUUGUGAGCCAUUUCACCGCUGAACUGCCACAAAUCUGGUUCUUUCACCCAGUCGCGACCUAUUUCGGCAUUGAGUUUAGAACACCGUUCCCACCACUCUGGAAGAUUGCCCUUCAAAUUUGCAUCUUCUUCGUUAUGGAAGAUACUUGGCACUACUGGGGUCACCGCGCGCUGCAUUACGAGCCGUUGUAUAAGAACAUCCAUAAACAACAUCACACCUAUUCUACCCCCUUUGGCCUAGCAGCGGAAUAUGCGUCUCCUAUCGAGACUGCGAUUCUUGGGUUUGGCGUGGUUGGAUCCCCGGUGGUGUUGCUUAUAAUAACGGGAGACUUGCACCUCUUUACGAUGCUCAUCUGGAUGAUGCUACGGCUUUUUCAAGCCAUCGAUGCCCACAGCGGCUAUGACUUUCCUUGGAGCUUGAGGCACUUUAUUCCGUUUUGGGCUGGCGCUGAUCAUCACGACUUACAUCACGAGAAGUUUAUCGGGAAUUAUGCUUCUAGCUUUCGUUGGUGGGAUUAUUGUCUCGAUACAGAAGCAGGGUUGGAAGCAUCGAAGCGGCGGAGGGAAAAGAAGCUUACCCAAUUUCGAAGGAAGAAGCAACAAUAA
Messenger RNA from Fusarium vanettenii 77-13-4, 966 nucleotides. RefSeq lists its product as uncharacterized. Bases 1 to 966 code for a protein of 321 amino acids. Gene Ontology annotation, biological process: ergosterol biosynthetic process. Gene Ontology annotation, molecular function: iron ion binding; C-4 methylsterol oxidase activity. Lineage: Eukaryota; Fungi; Ascomycota; Sordariomycetes; Hypocreales; Nectriaceae. The transcript has 2 exons. The record is from RefSeq and is a predicted model, not a curated record.